Molecule: messenger RNA, 849 nt
Organism: Protopolystoma xenopodis
Lineage: Eukaryota; Metazoa; Platyhelminthes; Monogenea; Polystomatidea; Polystomatidae
Source: the annotation of a GenBank genome assembly
AUGAGUUGCAUCAACCAGCUGUGUUGUUGUUGCGGUAAACGGGGUAGUGAAACCCCAGCCGAAGUGAAUAAAAAAAAUAUGUCUCCUGAGAAUUCACACCAAAAGGACGAGGAUUCAGAUGGAUGUACCGACCCAAAAUUGGACGUCAAAUGUGAAUUGGCUGUGGUGGAGCCGAUUGACUUGGAGAGUGAAGAGGAGAGGAGAAAGGAGACAGAAGAGCGGAACGAGGAGACAGAGGAGCUUGAUUAUGCGUCAAAAGAGGACACAGAUGGGAUGAAUGACUACGUGGUUGUGCAAGGCUGGUCCGUCGUGGAGGGCAAAGAGGAGCCAAUUUUGGUGCAAGCUCGAGUCCCAAACAAAAGCAUACUUCGAGGCUCGUCCAGCCUUGACGCUCUAUCAAGCAUGGAGCCGCGAGCGGCUGAUGGGCAUGACCGGUGGAUGACCGAGACGGUCCAAACAGGCUCGACGGACGAGGAGGACUGGACGAUGACUCAUUCGGCCGCGGGAUGUCGUCAACAAAAGCGAAACUCUUUGAGCGAACCCCCAAAGGGUCAACGAAGGGUCAGCUAUCGUGACAGCUACGAAGUGGCCGAUGUAAACGCAUUGGACAGACGUAUUCUCGCUCGAUCACUGCUCAUCGCCAAGGUCAACGAAAUGCAACAGUCACUGCCUGAAUUGCCUCAAUGCCUUUCAGACAAACAAGGAGUCGUCGGCACGACAGAGGCUUCUGCUUUAGCCAAGCUGACCGGGCCGACUGGGUCGUCGAGUACGCAUACUCCGUCAAGCGUUGACGAAGAUGGGGUGAUCAUUAUAAUCGAAACCAAAUCCAGCCAAAAAGGAACCGAGUGA